CCACCACCAGUAAACUGCGAGUCCUCCCCGCUGUCCCUCUCCCUCUCUCUCUCCAGACCACUAGGCUCUGCUCCGUCCCCCAAGGCAGUUUUGGUUUCGCCUCUCCGGCGAAGGCACCCGCCGCCGGACAGGACGGGAGGAGGAGCUCCUCCGAUCCAGCUCGACCGGAUUGGAUAGGGGUGGAUCGUCCCGCGCCGGGAGAUGUGUUGAGCUUGUUGUGUCCUCCUUGUCCGCUAGCACAAGCAAUGGGAGACCUUCCCGAUCUCGACCGCGCUCAGGCUGCCGGCGCGGGCCGGCGGGACAGGCUCGCGGCGCUGCUCGAGCUCGCCGCGGCGGACGACGUUGAUGGGAUGAAGGCCGCGCUCGAGGGAGCUGGCGAGGAGGCGGCCGAGCUGGCCGAUGACGUCGGGCUCUGGUAUGGCCGGAGCAAGGCGUACGAGCCGCGCACGCCGCUCAUGGUCGCGGCCACGUACGGCAGCGCGCGGGUCGUCUCGCUGCUGCUCGGCCGCGCCGGCUGGGUCGAUGUAGCUCGUCGGCCUGGCGGCGAUGGCUUCACCCCGCUUCACUGUGCCGCCUCCGGCGGCUCCUGCAACGCCGUCCAGGUCGUCAAGAUGCUGCUUGACGCCGGCGCGGACCCAGCUACUGCCGACUCCACCGGCCGCGUCCCGGCCGACGUCGUCCGGGCUCCUCCGGCUUCGGCAGACGCCCUGGGCGAUCUCGAGAUACUUCUUGGGCGCCGCCGGGCCCUCGCCGUCGCCACCUCGGCGGCUUCUGGCGCGUCGUCCCCGCCGCUUUCGUCCUCGCCAGACGACGAGGGCAACAGGUCGCCGUCGUCGCGCUCGUCGUCGCUCUCUCCCAUCACCGUGGAUCGCGCCAAGAAGGAGUACCCGGUGGAUCCGACGCUGCCGGACAUCAAGAGCAGCGUCUAUGCCUCGGACGAGUUCCGCAUGUUUGCUUUCAAGGUGCGUCCGUGCUCCCGUGCUUACUCGCAUGACUGGACCGAGUGCCCCUUCGUGCACCCCGGCGAAAACGCGCGCCGCCGUGACCCCCGCAAGCACCCCUACACUGCGGUGCCUUGCCCCAACUUCCGGCGCCCUGGUGGCUGCCCCAGUGGCGAUAACUGUGAGUUCUCCCAUGGCGUGUUCGAGAGCUGGCUGCACCCGACACAGUACCGCACCAGGCUCUGCAAGGAGGGAGCUGCUUGCGCCCGCCGCAUCUGCUUCUUCGCACACGAUGAAGAUGAGCUCCGCCAUGUGCCUCACAACAGUGGUGCGGGUCUGCUAUCACCCCGUGCAACUUCAUCAAUUGACAUGACUGCCGCUGCUGCACUUGGGCUUCUUCCUGGGUCUCCCAGGCACUUUGUGCCGCCUCCUGGAUCACCAUCUGCCGUGAACAAUGGCGGAGCUGCUUCUGCGCAUUGGCUUCAAGGUAGCAGGCUGCGUUCUUCUUUCAAUGCAAGAGACGCAACCGUUGAAGACCUUGGCUUGCUCCUCGAUUGGGAGUCACAGUACCUUGGGGCACUCUGCCUCCCUCCCAGCAGCCGUCCGCAGCCCCGGCUUUCUACCGGCCUUAGCAUCAGGCCUACAGCAAUUGCCCCCACCAGUCUUGAAGAUAUGUAUGCUUCAGAGAUGGCAAUGUCACCGAGGUUCACCAAUGAUCAAGGUCACUCAGCCUACUCACCAGCCCACAAAUCAGCCAUCCUUAACAAGCUUCAUCAGCAGAAGGGUCUCCUCUCGCCUGUCAACACCAACAGAAUGUACUCACCAAGGGCUCUUGACCCGGCAGCGCUUGUCCAUUCUCCAAUUGGCGGCAUGUCUCCUCGAUCCCCUCGGCUCAUGGAGCCAACAUCGCCCAUGAGUGCCCGUUUCGGAGCCACUGUCCCACAGCGUGAGAUGUAUGAGCAGUUCUCUAACCUGAACAAGCACCAGCUACCAUCCGUGGGUUCGCCGCGGAAUUCUAAUGCUGCUUCAUGGGGCAACGUGGGUUCUUCCCCAAUGGGUAAGGUUGACUGGGGUGUUGAUGGUGAGGAGCUGGAUCGGUUGAGAUGCCCUGAUCAACCAGGGUUUGCAGAGAAGGAGCCAGAUGCGCCAUGGGGGCGGUCACUGAACAGCAACAGGGGUGAAAUGCAGCUGGGCAUGUCGGGAGGCAUGGCUUCUGGAUCGGCAAACAGGCCUGACUGGAACAACCAGGCUGAUUUAUUGGAUCAGAUGGCCAUUGGUGCUUGGCUUGAGCAGCUGCAGACGGAUCAGAAGUGACUGAAAGAGGCGGCCAAGUCCCCAGUUGAUGAAACCAUCAUUUUGCAAGGUGGUUAUUUACCAAAGAAUAGUUGCUGGUCCUAGUAAAUAAUAAUUAUUCAUUUUUAUUCUUGAAUUUUUGGUGGCAAAGUCAGAGAUGGUGUUGAAACAAACAAAGCAUCCGGUCACAGAUUGGUAGCUGAAAGCAGUUAAGGAUAUUCAGUAAACAACCUCUUCAGUGUCCUAACUAGUAUUCUUUUGGUUAGUUCAGGCGGGUCUUGAAUACAAGAUUCCUCCAAAGAGACUAGAAUUGUCAAUUCUUGAUCAAAAUGAAUGAUUAUUUUGUGAUAACAUUGUC
Triticum urartu is the source of this 2592-nucleotide messenger RNA. Its product is annotated as zinc finger CCCH domain-containing protein 50. Lineage: Eukaryota; Viridiplantae; Streptophyta; Magnoliopsida; Poales; Poaceae. Gene Ontology annotation, molecular function: protein binding; metal ion binding. The record is from RefSeq and is a predicted model, not a curated record.